AUGUCGGUCGAAAUCGAGCCCACCGAGUUGAGCUUCAAGCGUCCCUUCACUGUCGAAGUCGCUCGGAUUCUGCGGAUCAAGAACCCGAACCAGUCCCCCAUCGCCUUCAAGGUCAAAACCACCGCCCCGAAGCAGUACGAUCCCUUGCCUGCCGUGCAGCCUUCGUUACAGGUUGGUGCUCUGCGCAAACGCCAGGUGGUCACAUGUCACUCACAGUAUUCAGUCCUUCUCCAGGCCAUGAAGGCAGAGCCGGCUCUCGACACCAAGUGCCGCGACAAGUUCCUGGUCCAAUCAGUCUCCAUCACUGCUGACAAGGAGUUUGCGAGCAUUGCAAACAUUCUCGACCAGACUGACAAGUCUUCACUCAUCGAGCGCAAGAUCCGCGUCAACUGGCUCGCCGCCGAAGACUCGGUGUCCCUUAAUGGUGGCAGCGCUUCUGCUGUCGCAUCCACACCCAAUCGCCAGUCCGUGGUCAACGGCGACUAUACCCCCGAUGUCUCCAACGUCUACUCGUCUCCCCAGCCGGAUGCCGACUCCGGCAGCCCUGCGCCUGCAGCUCGACCAUCGACCUCCGAUGUGAAGGAGGAUACUGUUUCCGAGAAGGCACAGUCUACAGUCAGCGCUGCGAGUCACGUUGUCGCCAAUACCGCCCAGGUCACCUACGAAGAGUUGAAGCAAAAGCUUUCCCAGGCCGAGGCCAAGAUUGCAAGCCUGCAGGACACCAGCGGCCUCCGGCAACGCGUCAAGACCGAGACUGAGAAGCUCCCUACUGCCCAAGAGGCUGCCGCGGCGGUGAGGCAGGGAGCUGAAGGUGUCUCGGUACAAAUUGUUGCCAUUCUGUGCUUGUUCAGUUUCCUCCUUGCUUACUUCUUCUUCUAA
Messenger RNA from Colletotrichum lupini, 879 nucleotides. RefSeq names its product MSP domain-containing protein. The transcript has 6 exons. Lineage: Eukaryota; Fungi; Ascomycota; Sordariomycetes; Glomerellales; Glomerellaceae. Gene Ontology annotation, cellular component: plasma membrane; endoplasmic reticulum membrane. Gene Ontology annotation, biological process: endoplasmic reticulum membrane organization. The record is from RefSeq and is a predicted model, not a curated record. The coding region runs from base 1 to 879 and encodes 292 amino acids. Gene Ontology annotation, molecular function: FFAT motif binding.